Molecule: messenger RNA, 6335 nt
Organism: Myxocyprinus asiaticus (Chinese sucker)
Lineage: Eukaryota; Metazoa; Chordata; Actinopteri; Cypriniformes; Catostomidae
Product: retinoic acid-induced protein 2-like
Exons: 2
Coding region: 338-2047 (569 amino acids)
Biological process (GO): animal organ development
Cellular component (GO): nucleus
Source: RefSeq, a predicted model, not a curated record
GACCACAGAAAAGAGCCACACGGACACAUCCGUCGCUCUUUACGGUGAAAUACGCGAUAUAGGCCUGAAUCCGCCACAUAAACCGACAAACACAGAGGAAGAUUCGCGUCUCUUAUGCGCUGCUGUGUGUCACUGUCACGAUCAAACCCGUUAGGAGGAAAAACCGAGUCAUUUAUGGCAGCGAUCGAGCGAGUGCACGAAAAGAAAAUCCAGAAAUAACGGACGAUUGUGGAGCGACGUUAUAUUUUAUUCAAAGGGUUUGGCCUCCCAACUGAACUGAAGAAAACCAUGGAAUCCUCUUCUUACAGCAUCUGAAAAAGAAUAGCAUAAACAAGACAUGAUGGAAGAACCUUAUAAAGAUUCUGCAGCCGUAGAAAUGCCAAACCCUCAGGAGGAGGUCUCUAACAGUGUUGCCACCACAGCUGGUCCAGUUGGGAAGCUGGAAAGUAAGACCACUCCAAUAAUCCCAACUGAGACAUGGAAUGUAAGCUCUCCCACCAUCACAAAACGAUCCCUCACACCCCUGCUAACACUACAGGCUGCCCCAGUGGUGACCCCUGCCGCUGAGUCUCCAAACAGUGUUGCCCUGAAAGUCGCAACAACUCUCCUUCAGCCAAUCUGCUUGGGCGAGAAUCCAGUGGUGCUGCCUAUACUUGCUGGCCCAGCUGCCCCUCAAGUUGGACAAUCAGGGGCAACUUCGUAUCUGAUGACCAGCCAGGGUCCUGUGUCCCUGCCCCUAGUCCUGGAACAACAAGUCUUCCAACAUCUGAAUCCUCAAUUACUUCAACAAACUACCACCUGUCCUGCAAUUUCCCUUCCAAACAACGUCCUAUGCCAGAACCCUUCCCUUGCUUUUGGUCCACCUCCAGUUCUGGACCAGAAAGGUCCAGUGUUGGAUACUAGUCUAUUGACUCUCCUUCAGAACCCUAAUUUUGCUGCAAUCUUGCAGGAUCUCUUCCCUGGCCAAGGAAACUCUUCACCUACUUGUCACCCAGUGUCUUCCCCUCAAGUAGACCUUGCCUCUGCUUUUCUUCCUCCUCCCCCUAUCUCACACACCUACAGCUCCCCAUUAGCCUCUCUGGUGCCUCCGGCCACCCUGCUUGUCCCCUAUCCCAUUGUUAUCCCACUUCCAGUACCUCUUCCAAUCCCAGUACCAAUCCCAGUACCUGUUUCUACAUGCAAGGAAUCCAAGGUAGAUGUAGACUCCCAUAAAUCAACUUGUACUUUGAGCAAAAGUACACAGACUUCCCCCAGUGACAUUUCCCCUCACUUGACAUUAUCUGGCAAGGAAAUGGUAUUUGUCCAACCACCUCUUCCUUCUUCCUCAUCCCCUGUAGUGAUAGACGGGGAAGUGCUAGACUUAUCCUUUAGAGCGCCUCAAACAUCAAUGCAUGUUCAGAGUCCACAAGGGGUCCAACCAUUUCAGCAAGACAGCGUCCUUGAUUUGUCUGUGCCUAGUAUAAGAAAAACAUGCAUCCAGUCAUAUAGCACAUAUGGGCCGUUGGCCCCUGAACGGGAGAGAGUGUGCCACAUUGGGGACAAUUUCAGCAGUGGGGCUUUGGCUCUUGGGGUUCUCCGGCCGGCAGACUGCACCCCUAAACUAGAUACCAAGCUGCUAAGUGGUCUGGCGUCUCUGGAGUUCAGUCGACAGCACAAAUGGGUGGUAGACAGUGGCCACAGUAGUGCAAUGGCUGGGGCGGUACAUGAAUCUGCCCUUGGUGGAAGUGGUAAUAUCGAGAUUGUCAGCACGUCGCAGACUGCCAAAGUUAUUGUGUCAGUCAAAGAUGCGAUGCCUGCCAUUUUCUGUAGCAAGCUAAAGGGAUUGUCAGGGGUUUCUACAAAGAACUUCUCCAUCAAACGUGAUGCCAGUCAGGGGGCAUUCGCAGCUCUGCCCAGGGUCCAUGGUGACCAGCGAAGAGAAUCCAGUGACCAACUCAAAAAAAUCCCCAAAAACAGAGGCAUCAAAGUGAAGAAAGUGAGCUCCCAGGAGAUUCAUAUACUGCCCAUAAAAAAGCAAAGACUGGCUGCGUUUCUUCCAAGAAAAUAACACAUACUCUCACAUGCAGAGUGAGAAGGAGAAAUCAAGGAUAUAAGCAAAGGACGAGCUACUGAGAUUGUGAAAGAAAACUGACAUUGAGAUACAGAGAGAACCAGGGAUUGCUGAUGCUAAAGGCAUUCGUGGAUGAAAUAAGGCUUAAGAUAUUCUCUAAGAUGUCCAAAUGAUUUAGAUCAAUGUGGGCUGCAUCUGGUCUGUUGUUAGCCAUUUGAUUCAUUCAUUAUAAAGCAAUCACAAGAAGUAAACAGGAUAAAGAAUGCUCCAAAUGAAGGAAGGAAUCAGAAUUGGCCAAACUGCACUACUACUGAUAUUCUUUAGCAUUUCCUGCAAUAAUGCCAGAACCAUUUCCUCAAAUAUGCAUUUUGAGUUUGCCCACACAUCCUCAUGUAUUAUUCAUAAUACUUAAUCUGCAUUGGCAUUAAUAUGCAUGAAAUCUGUUUUGAAUCCUGGCCAGCAGUCAUGGGUUUUUCACAAGAAACAAUGUAUAGUACUGACAGAUUCUUGUCUUGCCAACAUGCUAAUUCUUGCUGUCCUCUGCGGUUUACACUCCAAACACAAGAACACUCGUAUUUAUUUAUUUUUUUUUUUUGUCUAAAUGAACUGUAGAAGGGAACUGUGACCUUUUACUCCCCUAAUCACUGUAUUAAUCAGUGGGCCACUGAAGCAAAGCGUGCUCUUUGAAGAAGAGGAGGGGUUUUCAUUUAGCAUGGCAGCCUGAUAAUGACUUGGCAAAGUGCAGACCUCACUUUCAUCAAGUCGGAUGAUUGGAGAAAAUGGUUGUCAGUAGCAACAAAAUAUAGUUUUCAUCAUCUUCUCUUUAGGGGGGUAGAAAGUCUCCCCUGCCUGCCCUGUCUAAAUUAAAACUAAAUAAUCAUCAGGGGCUCGCCCUUAACUCCAGCAAAUCUGUGUUAAAUUGCUUAUUAGUGCUUUGUUAAGGUUGUGGGCUCAUCCAAAAGCCAGUUUUUUAGGCUGUUGUCAGACAGUUGCGUGAAUAUACUAAAGUUCUGCACAAAUUCCUAUCUUCAAAGUGUCUACCCCUUAGCAAACAAAAUGUAAUCAAUAAAUCAUUAAUUUAUUUUCUUACAAUCUAUUCUUUUGUCUUAAAGUCAACAUGAGAUCAAAAUUGACACUAUGUACUAUGUAUCAUAUUGUGCACAAUUCAUCAGUGCAUGUUAUUCCAAAGAAAACAAAGGUUUGUCUUCGUAAUGUCCACCUCUUUGUUCACUUUCCUUUUCCGCUGAUGUCAUGUAGGUUGUGCAGGCGAUUGAUUAUUCAAGAUAAGCUCAAUCGACAGCAUUUGUGGCAUAAUUUAGACUUAAACAAAAAAAAAAGUAAACAAAUUUAAUUGCCAAAAAAAAAAGAAAAGAGGCAAAAAUCAAGGUUACAAUGAGGCACUUACAAUGGAAUCUAAUGAGGCCAAUUUUUUGAGGGUUUAAAGGCAGAAAUGUGAAGCUUAUAAUUUUAUAAAAGCACUUUUAUAAAAAGUUAAAACUUCUGUUAAAACCUGUGGUCAAAAAGCCUCCUUAAAAGUGGGUGCUGAUGGUGCUCUGACGAGUUUCACUCGUAACAAAGAAACCUGCAACAUAUGGUCAUGUGACAAUAACGUGGCAUACGACUGUUUAAAGAUUUUUGUUACAUAACGCGUUGUUUCACAUGAUAUUAAAAAAUAGUAGGCAGUAUACAGUGUAUACUCUGCAGUAUGCCACAAUAUUCCAUUUCGAACACAGCCAUAACAGUAUUUUCGUGCUCUUGUUGCUUCUAGGUGGUUAUAUGAUUAUAUUUUCAUUUGACUGGGGGUUUGAUUGACAUUCUUUGGGUGUGUAUCAAACCACAUGUUUCCACCCUCUCAUUAACCUUCUGAUCUACCCAGUCAGUUUAGCGUCCAACUAGUUAAAACCCUGUUACCACUGACAGGCCCAAGAUCACAUACUACCAUAAGCUAACUCAGACAAAUUAGCCCCAAGGGCAUUUCAUCAAACUCCCUACAAUUAUCUGACAAGCAUGAGUGACCUUAGAAGGUCAGCAAAUCAUAUUUUAUUCCACAGGAAACGCAUUACAUUUCAAAGUUACACGCUUGAGUUUAUAUAUAUAAACUAGAAUUUAUUGCUUAUUAUCAAAUGCACAUCAGCAUGUUGACUCCACGCAUAAGGACAUAUCGACAGAGAAACUACCAGUGCUUAGCUUUGAACCUUUGAUCGUUGAGUACGGCCAAGUCUAGAUGAGCCUGAUUAGUUAACAGAUCAACAUUUCAUGUAACAUUUUAAAGUGUUUUUGGAUAUGCCCAGAUGAGAAGCAACUGUUUCCCUUACACACUAGAGAAACUAAACUUUCAGAAUACUCUAAAACAAUGAAAAUAAUGAGGCAGGAUUUAUUUGACAUAUCAGUAUGUAAUGUGCUUUCUCGUAGGGAUGCACUGAUAUGAACAUUUUUGGCCGAUACCGAUUUUAACAAAAAACUAUUGGCCGAUACUGAUACCGAUAUUUAACAAUGUUUUGCUCAGAAAUUAUGUUUUUAAAAUGUACAGAGAGGUACAAAACGUCUGUCCUAACAACAAAUGAUUUCCACUGAACAUGAAUUGGAUCUGUUGAACACAUGAUAGACCAACAAUUUAAAGAGAGCCACAAUGAGAGAUAAAUAGAAGAUAAAAAGAAAAUAUAACAAAAUUUGAUAACAUGAUGAUUGAUAUGAAAAAAAGUUAUUUUGUACUUCUAGCAAAUUUUCACUUCAGUUUUUGCAGUUCAAAACAACAGAACUCACAUUUGACAUGUUUGUACUGUAUACAGUAUAAUAGAACAGCACACAUUCAUAUUAUACAUAUGUUGGGCAAUUCCACAGAAAUGUUAACCACAUCAUGGAAAAAUAAAAAGUUACCAAAGGAGCAAAAUGCCCUUUUAAGUUCUAUCGUGGUUUAAUGGAUAAUGGAAAAUGCCAUCCAGACCGCUAGAGGGUGCCGCUUGCUUACACAAUGCUGACUGAAGUCUAUUUUUAAUCUAUUUGUAAUCACACAGGACCAUAUUAGGAUUUCAAUCUUAAUCAAUCGUACCAAUGUCUCAGAAGUCAAAGUUUGCUGGUUUCAAAGUGUUUCGGAGGGUUUUAUCUCAUCCUGUAUAGGUAAGUGUCGCUUUCACAAACAUCACGUCUGUAAUGACGGUUUUUCCUCAUUAUUGUGAGAGCGAGACAAACAUUUUUUAAUAUAUUACAUGUUCUUAGGAGCACCAACCCUUUUAUACUCUGUGGCUAUCAUUAUUUCUGGAUUUUGCAUUUAAAUUCAAAGAGUUUUUACAAAGUGUGUUAUUAAUUAAUUGUAAAUAAACCAUCUGUUUUUCAUAUCGGCGUUUUUAUGCUAAAAACCAAGUUGCCGAUGGUUUUAAUUUAGUCAUUAAUUGGCCGAUAAAUAUAGGCAGCCAUGUUUAUUUAAUGGAAUUCCAGGAAGGCGCCUUAUUAAAUGUUGAAUAUUCUGAAGUAUCAUCAUCAACUUCAAUAAAUUAACCAUUUUUUGACAGUACAAUUAAAUGUUGGGAUUAUACGGUUAAAGCUGAGGUGAAAUAUUGUUCGCAACCCAUUUUAUUUCCACAAUGUGAUGAGUGAAACAUGAUAUUCAAUGAGAAAAAAGUUUGAUUUGAGUUUAUCCAUCAGAAAUAGAUUAGAUUGUGAAAAGUGGGCGGUACAUACCAGAAUGCAGCCAUGUGAUUGGAGGGGCUGAAAAAGUAAGAGUGCUUGGUGAUAUCAUCUGAAAAGGACAGUUGUUUCACAGGUGGAGUAUGUUAUUACAUUUUGAUAAAAGAUUAUAAGAAUUACACUUUGGAAAAACAUGCAAUGAUGAAUUGUGCACAAAACGAUUAAGAAAUUUCAUGUUCGCUUUACUACUAAAUACUUUCUAUGAACUGCUGUGCAAUUUUACUUGUCUCGAUGUCAGUACUGAAUUGUGUGUGUGUGUUAAAGCCUUAAAUCAUUUUCCAGCAUGUGAUUUAGUCUCACAUUUUCCCAUAUCUCCACUAGAAACGAUGACCUUCGGCAUGAGUACCAGUUUAUGAAUAAACCACGACUGUUUCUAUGAUGUGAAUUAAUGUGUCAGAGAACUUUUAUAGGUACUGAAAUUUAAGUAUCAAACGUUUUCUAUCAUGAACUUUUGUAAACAACUGAAUGGAUAAAAGAACGCAAAAAAGGCUGGUCGUGUUUUAAAUUAUUUAUUUAUUAUUUGUAUUAUUUAAAAUGUUGGAAAUGUGUACGUGAAGAAUGCAUUGCCUUUAAAAAUUCAUGAUUAAAAAUGUAUCUGGUA